This is a messenger RNA of Microthlaspi erraticum, 780 nucleotides long. The record is from the annotation of a GenBank genome assembly. NCBI's taxonomy places the organism in Eukaryota, Viridiplantae, Streptophyta, Magnoliopsida, Brassicales, Brassicaceae.
GACGGUCAGGGGUUGAAGAGAGGCACUAGAGUAGGAGAAGGAGCUACAAGAGAAGUUGCAGCUUACUUAUUAGAUCAUCCGAGAUCUUCGUCUAAAGAAGCUAUGGGGUUUGCCGGUGUGCCACCAACCGCUAUGGUGAGAAGCUUUCACAAAGUGUACAACUUUGGUGGGGGUUCUGAUACACAAGAGGCCAAAGUUGGCUCUUUGCAAAUGUUCAUGAAGAACAAUGGAAGCUGUGAAGACAUUGGUCCCGGAGCUUUCCCUGUGGAAGAAGUUCAUAAGAUUAGCGUCUUUGACAUCAGAAUGGCGAACGCAGAUCGUCACGCCGGAAACAUAUUGACAGGGAAAGGCGAAGACGGCAAAACCGUGUUAAUCCCCAUCGAUCAUGGCUAUUGCUUGCCGGAAAACUUUGAAGAUUGUACAUUUGAGUGGCUUUACUGGCCGCAAGCAAAAGUUCCGUUUUCAUCAGAGACUCUCAGCUACAUAAACUCGCUAGACUCUGAGCAAGACAUUGCGCUUCUGAAGCUCAACGGUUGGGACGUUCCCGAAGCUGUCUCACGGACGCUACGAAUCUCAACGAUGCUUCUGAAGAAAGGCGUUGAGAGGAACAUGACGCCGUAUCAAAUCGGGAGCAUAAUGUGCAGAGAGACAGUGAACAGAGUCUCUGCGAUUGAAGAGAUACUGAGAGAAGCUCACAACUCUGUGUUGCCUGAGUCAAGCGAGGCUACGUUUCUUGAAGCUGUCUCUGUUGCCAUGGAUCGUCGUCUGGACCAGCUCUAA